AAUAAAAAACCUUUCAUUCCGAAACGUUUGAUCGUGUGGUGUGGUGUACACCUGCACCCAGCCUCUCAACUAGGAAUCCUGACCUUUUGAUAAUUAAUAUCAGCAGAAUGGCUUCACGUAAGAAGGGGAAAAAAGCGAAGAUGCAGACUGUCGCAUUGACAGAGUUUCUGGCUAGUAAUGGAGGUGCACCCACUAUUCCACUCAAGUCUACCAGUUGGGCUGAUGAUGUCGAGGACGAACACGAUGGCUACCACUCCCGCACCAACAAGGAACCCAUCGUCCUCCCCACUGCCCCGAGAGCAGCUCGUGGUCCAGGUUGUCACGACGAAAAUAUCCCCACGAGUCCUCCCUUCGUCGCUUUCGUCUCAAAUCUGCCUUACGACGUCGUCGAGGACGAUCUUGCUGAUUUUUUCGCUGAGAUGCAGGUGACGAACGUUCGUCUCCCCAAGGACUCAACAAAACUCCGUGGCUACGGAUACGUCGAGUUCGACGAUCGUGCGUCCUUGAUUGAGGCAUUGAACCUCACCAACACUACGUUAAAGACAAGACGCGUGAGAAUCGAGGUAUCAAACUCCAACAGUGAUGAUCGUCGUGGUGGUAAAAUGGGAAUGGGUAGAGACAAUCGUCGCGACGGAUACGACGAUCCUGAACGUACAUCUGGCGAUUGGCGUAGUACGCCGCGUGAGCAGCCGUCAGGUGGUGACGAUCGUUUUCGCUCACGGGCUUUUGAUAAUCGAGACGACAGGAGUGACAGUGAUAACAGACCCGGGGCAUGGAGAGAGGGUGAUCGCAGUACGUCGUCUUUUGGAGAGAGGAGAACCUUCAGGGAUGAUAAUCGCAGUGAACGCAGGGGUUUUGGAGAUGGCGAGGGCAGGGGAUUUGGUGGUGAUCGCAGGGGGUAUGGGGAUGGGGAACGCAGGGGAUUUGGGGAUGGGGAACGCAGGGGAUUUGGGGAUGGCGAACGCAGGGGAUUUGGGGAUGGCGAACGCAGGGGAUUUGGAGAUGGCGAACGCAGAGGAUUUGGGGAUGGCGAACGCAGGGGAUUUGGGGAUAGGGAACGCAGGGGGUACGAUGACAAGGAGGAGAAGGAACGUGAUUGGUCAAGGGAGACCAACACUGGGGGCACAUCUGCUUUUCCACCACGACGCAAUGACAGGGAUCGAUUUCCUGAACGUGAGGAUGCAUCGAGUGAACCACGUACACGACCCACCCUGAAUCUUCUUCCACGCACUAAACCAAUCGAGACUAUCGUCAGAGAGGAGAAGGAAGCUCAACCCCAGGAAGUUGAUAAACAAGAGCCGAAACCAGAGCCGAAGCCAGCAGCUAAUAUUUUUGGAGCUGCUAAACCAGUGGACACUGCUGCUAAAGAGCGCGAGAUCGAGGAACGUCUCGCCAAAAGCCAAGCUGAAAAGCCUAAAUCAGAAGAAGGGAGCGUGAGGGAAAGGAGGAGCCACCAAUGCCGAAAGCCUCGGACGAGCAAGCUCCCAACUUUGUGGCUUCCAACAUGUUCUCCAUGCUGGACGAGGACGCAGUCGAAGCCGAUUUAAGCCAUCAAUCCGAUUAGUCGAGCAAAACCCCAAGAACCAAUUGAAAACUAAAAAUCUGUGCCACCAUCAAUGAUUAUUUCCCUCAAUUAAUGAUUCCCCUCGCUUUUCUUACGUGAUUGCACGGUUCAAUCAUUCUAUUUCCCCCCCGAUACGCAAUCAUUCACUUGAAAUCAUUUUUCUUUUCUUGUUCUCCAAUCGAUUCCCCCCAAUUUGUAUUUAAUGAAUGAAAAAAAAAUUUUACAACUUGAA
Molecule: messenger RNA, 1796 nt
Organism: Fopius arisanus
Lineage: Eukaryota; Metazoa; Arthropoda; Insecta; Hymenoptera; Braconidae
Gene: eIF4B
Product: eukaryotic translation initiation factor 4B
Molecular function (GO): RNA binding
Source: RefSeq, a predicted model, not a curated record